CGCGCGGUUUUAAGUGUCACUUGUGUAACUCUGAAACUGAUCCAGAAACUGUAAAACUCCUCCUCAUCUUCAUCUUCUUCAUCGUCUUCCCCGCACUCUCAAGCGGCGCUCCAGGAGCUCGCGGCGCGUUUUCUCGCCGGUUUUGCGCGGAUUAUGGCGCGGUCCGGGGUCGGUGUCGUUCUGCUGUUUCUGUGCGUCUCUGCUCGUGUUCUGACGGUGUUCUCUCAGCAUCACUGGGGACCGCGGGUGCGAUCGAGAAAUAACGGGCGCUCGUAUCACCUGAUGAGCCGCGGGUCUCAGUAUAUGCCACCGGGACGAACAGCGGCGAGCCGAGCAGCGUCUGCGCCGGUGACCGUGAUCACCGGGCGGCGGAACACCAGCGCGAGCUCCAGUGGCGGGAUGGUGUCCGAUGACCCCUACGACCCCUACAAAUCCGCCAGGAACAGUCCCGAUAACCCGUACUACAACCACUACGAUUCGUACAGACCGAGAAGCACACCGACACAUCACGGAUACGGCGGUCUCCCGGAUCUGGUGGUGGAUCCCUACAUGAUCCAGGUGUCCACGUAUGUGCAGAGAGUGCCCAUGUACAACCUCAGGUGCGCUGCGGAGGAGAACUGCUUGGCCAGUUCUGCUGCAAACGCACGAGAUUACGACACCAGGGUCCUGCUGAGGUUCCCGCAGCGCGUGAAGAAUCAAGGAACCGCAGACUUUCUUCCCAGCAGACCGAGAUACGCCUGGGAAUGGCACAGCUGUCACAAUCACUAUCACAGCAUGAGUGAGUUCAGUCAUUACGACCUGCUGGACUCCAGCACACAGCAGCGCGUCGCCGAGGGUCAUAAAGCCAGCUUCUGUUUGGAGGACACGUCCUGUGAUUCCGGAUACUACCGGCGCUACGCUUGCACGUCUCACACGCAGGGUUUGAGUCCCGGAUGUUACGACACGUACAGCGCGGACAUCGACUGUCAGUGGAUCGAUAUCACAGACGUCCAGCCGGGACGCUACACGCUGAAGAUUACAGUAAACCCAGGCUUCCAGGUGCCAGAGUCAGACUUCAGUAAUAAUAUCGUUCGCUGUGACGUUCACUACACCGGAAACUACGCGCAUGCAUCCGGCUGCAGCAUGACGCCACACUAGGACACGAGAGAGACCAGGAGCGGCAAACAUCACCACGGCCUGCCGAUGAUCGCAGACCAGCUGUGUGUACUGUGCAGAAAUAAAGACAAUAUCUGCAUAUCUGUGAAAAUAAUAACGCAGAAUUAUGAUCUGAACAGAUGCAUCUAUCUACCCAGCCAACAAAAACAUGUUCUGAGAAUGUUUCCGAACAUUCCCACUAAAUUAUGAAAGCAUUAUUUGAGAGUGUUUUUUAAACAUUCAAAAGGUCCAGUAUUACUAGUGUAAACGUUACUGGAACGUUCCAUUCUACAUUUAAAAAACCUUAUGGGAACGUUACAUUUGAAUGUUCUCUCAUCAUUUAAAUUAUCCAUUUUUAAUAUUUAAAGGAUGUUUUUUUUCUUGGUUAUUUAAACAUUAGAGAAACACUCCAAUCUGAAAACAUUCUGUUGUUGUUACUGAAUAUCAUUUUAAGAAUGAUUUGUCCUAACAUUUAAAAACAUUAUGAGAACAUUCUCUGUUAGCUGGGUAAUAGUUUCACAGCGAAGCCUUACAGUAUUGUGUCAUUUUGUCUUUAUUAGUGUAAAAUAAUGAUAAAACUCCAUCCAGUCGUAGUUGUAGUGUUUUUGUCUUGCUUUUUUUUAAAGAGUCGAGGGUGUUUUCAACUUCGUAACUUUGUUAAUCAUAAUGUUUUUACAAAUAGUUUGGUUUAGUUUUAAUGAUGUGUGCAAAAAAAAAAAAAAAAAAAAGAACGUAUAAGAGGCGUUUUCGAUUUAUGUUUAGACAUAUUUAUAUUUUCAGCCUCUUAAAGGUGCUAUUGAUAUUAUAAGUCAAACUUGAAUAAAGUAGAUGAGAAUAUGUUUUCUUAAUUUUCAUGUGUUCUUAUUAUUUGAAUGAAGAGGAACGUACAGUAACUGUUCAUCAGAGCUGUGUGAAUAUGAAUGUGUGUGUUCAGU
Molecule: messenger RNA, 2069 nt
Organism: Cyprinus carpio (common carp)
Lineage: Eukaryota; Metazoa; Chordata; Actinopteri; Cypriniformes; Cyprinidae
Product: protein-lysine 6-oxidase-like
Biological process (GO): peptidyl-lysine oxidation
Molecular function (GO): protein-lysine 6-oxidase activity; copper ion binding
Source: RefSeq, a predicted model, not a curated record